CUUUUUCUUUCUUUUCCCCUCCAUCCCUCAAACCACCUUUCAAAAUGGCCUUCGGCAAGCUCUACGGUCUUCCUGUAUGUUCUUUCUCUUCCCAGUUAACCCCUAUACUGUGUUCUCUUUAUUUGAAUUUGCUGCCCCGGCAAUUCCUUUGGACAGCGUGGCUAAUUGUGCCUUCCAGGACAACACUCGCUCCAUCGCCAUCCUCGUCGCUGCUAAGAGCAACGACCUGGAGCUGGAGCUUGUUGAGACUCAGGCCAACCCGGCUGCUGACUUCAACACCUCUGCUGAGUACACCCAGAUCCAGCCUCUGGGCAAGAUCCCCGCUUUCGUCGGCGCCAAUGGCUUCUCUCUGUCUGAGGCCAUUGCCAUUGCUGUCUACGUGACCUCCCAGAACGAGAAGACCACCCUCCUUGGAAAGACCAAGCAGGACUAUGCUUCCAUCCUCCGCUGGAUGUCCUUCGCCAACUCUGAGAUUCUCCCCAGCUUCGGUCUUUGGUACCGCCCUCUGCUGGGUCUCAGCCCCUACAACAAGAAGAACGUUGAGGAUGCUUCCAAGGUCGCCCUGAAGAACAUUAGCGUCCUUAACACCCACCUCACCGCUAACACCUACCUCGUUGGCGAGCGCAUCACCCUGGCUGAUUUCUUCACUGCCGCUCUCCUCAACCGCGCUCAGGCUACUGUCAUUGACAAGCAGGUCCGUGCUGACCACCCUGCCUUCUCCAGGUGGUACCAGACCAUCAUCAACCAGCCUGCCUUUGCUGCCGUUGUCACCCCUGUCCUCGUUGAAGAGGCCAUCAAGUACACUCCCCCCAAGAAGGAGGAGAAGCCCAAGAAGGAGGCUGCCCCCGCUCCUGCUGCUGCUGCUGCUGCUCCCGCUGAGGAGGAGGAGAAGCCCGAGAAGAAGGCCAAGCACCCUCUUGAGGCUCUUGGCAAGCCCACUCUCAUCCUCGAUGACUGGAAGCGCUGCUACUCCAACGAGGACACCCGCUCCACUGCUAUGCCCUGGUUCUGGCAGCACUUCAACGCCGAGGAGUACUCUCUGUGGCGUGUGGACUACAAGUACAACGAGGAGCUUAAGCUCACCUUCAUGGCCAACAACCUGAUCGGUGGUUUCAACGCUCGUCUUGAGGCUUCUCGCAAGUUCCUCUUCGGUUGCCAGGGUGUCUAUGGUGCUAACUACGCCUGCGUCAUCAAGGGUGUCUUCAUGGUCCGUGGCCAGGACUUCAAGCCCGCUUUCGAUGUCGCCCCUGACUGGGAGAGCUACGACUUCAUCAAGCUCGACCACACCAAGGAGGAGGACCGCAAGUGCCUUGAGGACUGCUGGUCUUGGGACGCUCCUGUGAUCGUUGACGGCAAGGAGCUCCCCAUGGUUGAUGGCCACGUCUUCAAAUAGACGAAUUCCUUUAGAUGCCGUAGUAGCCAACUCAUGAUGAUAUCCAAAACUUCCUUUUUUUUUUUUUUUUCCC
This is a messenger RNA of Aspergillus ochraceoroseus IBT 24754, 1466 nucleotides long. Its product is annotated as putative translation elongation factor eEF-1 subunit gamma. Gene Ontology annotation, molecular function: translation elongation factor activity. Gene Ontology annotation, cellular component: cytoplasm; nucleus. NCBI's taxonomy places the organism in Eukaryota, Fungi, Ascomycota, Eurotiomycetes, Eurotiales, Aspergillaceae. Bases 77 to 1393 code for a protein of 438 amino acids. Gene Ontology annotation, biological process: translational elongation. The transcript is spliced from 3 exons. The record is from RefSeq and is a predicted model, not a curated record.